UAGGCUAUUUAUUAGCUAAAAGAUCUCCUCUCACUCUUCGCUUCCCACAUUUUCCAGGCGGCAAAUCGAGUUCUUCUCCAGCCAUGGUUCACGUCAAUUUCUACCGGAACUAUGGGAAGACCUUCAAGAAGCCUAGACGUCCAUACGAGAAGGAGCGUUUGGAUGCUGAGCUGAAACUUGUUGGUGAAUAUGGUCUACGUUGUAAGAGAGAGCUGUGGAGGGUUCAGUAUGCUUUGAGCAGGAUCCGUAAUAACGCUAGAAUGCUUCUUACUCUUGAUGAGAAGAACCCUCGUCGUAUCUUUGAGGGAGAAGCACUUUUAAGGAGGAUGAACAAGUAUGGACUUUUGGAUGAGAGCCAGAACAAGCUUGAUUAUGUCUUGGCUUUGACUGUUGAGAACUUCCUUGAGCGUCGUCUUCAGACACUUGUUUUCAAGUCUGGUAUGGCCAAGUCUAUUCACCAUGCCCGUGUUCUUAUUAGACAAAGGCACAUCAGGGUGGGUCGCCAGGUUGUGAACAUUGCAUCUUUCAUGGUGAGGGUUGACUCUCAGAAGCACAUUGAUUUCUCACUAACCAGUCCAUUUGGAGGUGGUCGUGCUGGAAGAGUUAAGCGAAAGAACCAGAAGGCUGCUGCCAAGAAAGCAUCAGGUGGUGGAGGAGAUGAGGAAGAUGAAGAGUGAGGUUUAUGAAUCAUUUUUUCUGCUUUGUUAUUUGCUUUAUUUCAAAGACAGAUGUUGUGGGUUGUUGAGGAUGAUGAUUUUGUUAACAUAUUAUUAGGACUUGGGUUUUAUUUAAAAGUUUGUUUUGCC
Impatiens glandulifera is the source of this 806-nucleotide messenger RNA. RefSeq names its product 40S ribosomal protein S9-2. Gene Ontology annotation, molecular function: structural constituent of ribosome; rRNA binding. The coding region runs from base 84 to 677 and encodes 197 amino acids. Gene Ontology annotation, biological process: positive regulation of translational fidelity; translation. The transcript is spliced from 3 exons. Gene Ontology annotation, cellular component: cytosolic small ribosomal subunit. The record is from RefSeq and is a predicted model, not a curated record. Lineage: Eukaryota; Viridiplantae; Streptophyta; Magnoliopsida; Ericales; Balsaminaceae.